Messenger RNA from Coregonus clupeaformis (lake whitefish), 1752 nucleotides. Its product is annotated as gap junction Cx32.2 protein-like. The transcript has 2 exons. NCBI's taxonomy places the organism in Eukaryota, Metazoa, Chordata, Actinopteri, Salmoniformes, Salmonidae. The record is from RefSeq and is a predicted model, not a curated record. The coding region runs from base 561 to 1406 and encodes 281 amino acids. Gene Ontology annotation, biological process: cell communication. Gene Ontology annotation, cellular component: connexin complex.
GUGUUGAUCUCUCCUUUGAGACUUUCCAAAGAUGCCUUACAUCAACAGAUGAGUUUGCUCAUGGAUAAUUCCAGCUGUGUACAAUCAUUUCAAGUACUGACACAAACAUCCAGACAAAAACAUCCAGUAAGAAACUAACUUUCUGUAGACAAUACAGUCAGAGAGGGUUGAAUGACUCUGCAAAAUGGGUUUGUGAUAGUUCACAUGUUUAGAUUGGGAGUACAAGCACAUCUUUUUUGUGCUGACAUUAACAUGAGAAGGGGGUGGGGUGUCAAAAGGUCAUCCACUUUUAGAGGAAGAGAGAGAUUACGUGAAAUUAUGAAAUUUGUUGUAUGGACCAAAUUCUGAAGUGAAGUCUGAUUGGUGUAAAAGUGUUACCACAAGCACGUAGUAUAACUGUGAGUCAGGCUGACCAAACCCAUCAGGUUUAUAAGCAUGGCCUACUCUGAGUAUUUCAAUAUCCUAAUCCCAUGUUCACGAACGCUAUUACUUGCCUCUGGUUUAUUGAUGAAAAAUAAUUUCUGAUCUGAGCAACAUAACAAAGAUAAUAACCAGUGGCAAUGGGGGACUGGUCAUAUCUUUCCAAGUUACUGGACAAGGUGCAGUCCCACUCAACGGCAAUCGGAAAGAUAUGGAUGAGCGUCCUGUUUAUCUUCAGGAUCCUGGUUCUGGGUGCAGCAGCAGACAGUGUGUGGGGAGACGAACAGUCUGAUUUCUACUGCAACAACAAAGAACCUGGGUGUGAGAAUGUGUGCUAUGACUGGGCCUUCCCCAUCUCACACAUCCGUUUCUGGGUCAUGCAGAUCAUCUUCGUCUCCACCCCAACUCUUCUAUAUCUAGGCCAUGCCAUGCAUGUCAUCCACCGGGAGGAUAAGAUGAGGGAGGCACAGCAGAACCAGGUUGACAAUGGCAUGUUGAAGAGGCCCAAAUACACAGAUGACCGGGGGAAAAUCAAAAUCAAGGGAAUUCUGCUGCGUAGCUACAUGACCCAGUUGUUCUUUAAGAUAGUGUUAGAGCUCGCUUUUAUUGUGGGACAGUACUACUUAUAUGGGUUUGUCAUGAAAUCCAUGUUCCUCUGUCAACAACAGCCCUGCUCCAGACUGGGGGCUGAGUGCUUCAUGUCCCGUCCCACAGAGAAGACCAUCUUCAUCAUCUUCAUGCUGGUGGUGGGCUGCGUGUCUCUGUUGCUCAAUGUGAUCGAGGUGUUUUAUUUGAUUUGCAUCAGUGUAAAACGUGGAACCAAGAAGCAAUACCCACUGCAUAUCAUCUCAGCUGAGAACCCAGUCACGCCAUACAGUCCAGCAUCAGAAUGGCAAAGUAACCUGGAUGGACAUAAAGAUUGCUCAUCCCUUCACAACAUCCAAAGAGAAGCUGAACUAAUGGAGGAAAAUAAAAACACUCCUUAGGCUUUCAAUAGACUUCACUUGAUGAUAUUCUGACCUGUGAAUUUAUGUAAUCAUAUGCAAUUAGUUGGCUACACUUCCAGUAAAUUAGAGGAAAACAAAUCAUUACAGAGUGUAUUGAGUUUUUGUUUGUCACAUAGAUUACCUUGUUACUGAAUGUUGUUCAUAUUACAGUUUGUUUCUAUGCUGACACUGUGAUGACUAAUGUUUUGUAGGAUAUGCCGCACAUUUCCAGGGCAUACACUAGAUGGCAGCAUAAACUUGGUGAUUGAAAUCACAUUUCACCAGUGAUCAGACUUUACAUUUACAUUUUAGUCAUUUAGCAGACGCUCUUACCAGAGAAUCUUAC